GCUGCAAUUAAUGCCAAUCGGACUCACGGCGGCGCCCGGCUCCCUCUUCUCCUGCUUCUGGACGGCUCUUUCCCGCGCCGCUCCUCAGAUGCUGCCAAGCUGCGUGAGGAGGAGGAGAAGCAGCGCAGCGGCAGCCGGAGAAUGCUGACGCCCUCCUGCCGCCGGCUGGCCCGAGCGCGGGCGGCGCUGUGA
Messenger RNA from Podarcis lilfordi (Lilford's wall lizard), 192 nucleotides. The record is from the annotation of a GenBank genome assembly. NCBI's taxonomy places the organism in Eukaryota, Metazoa, Chordata, Lepidosauria, Squamata, Lacertidae.